GCUAAUUAGUUUUAACAAUAAAAGUUUAGCAUUCAAAUUUUCUCUGGUGGUUCUAAUUUAUUAUUUAUGCACCCAUGCAUUCAAUGCGGGGGUUGUUUCAACAUUGGUGAAGAUGAUGAGGGUACAGUUAGUCCAAAAUGGAAAGGUGCCCAUCCAGAUUCUGUACAGAAACUUUUUGCAAAGGUAUCAGGAGCAAUAAACAAGAUACUGGAAAAUAUGAAAGUGAGAAUUCCAGGCAAACCUGCUCAAUCUGAUGCCAGGUUAUUCCAGGGCAAAAGGGGUUCUUGGGUAGUGCAUUUUCUUCUAAGAAGGGUAGCAGUGAUGGGGAUAGGUAAGCUUAGUUUUUAAGUUGCUCACUAAAACUAGUUCUGUUAUGUCUAGACAGCUUGCUAUUAAGUGGAAUCUACUAACCAAUUUCAGUUUUAGAAAGAGAUCUAAAGUUGAUGACUUUGGAUUUCUUUGCAAGUUAAAAGUAACUUGUAGGUAUAUCAUGUUCCUCCUGUAGAAUGUUUUUGUUGAUCUGAUCAUUUCUUUCCAUUAUACUGACUUGGAAGAAGCUGUGCUGAUGUUAUUUCUUCCAAGGUACUAUAUAUUUUUGUGGGUGAGUCAGGCACUUGUUUCCUUC
Molecule: messenger RNA, 625 nt
Organism: Rubroshorea leprosula
Lineage: Eukaryota; Viridiplantae; Streptophyta; Magnoliopsida; Malvales; Dipterocarpaceae
Source: the annotation of a GenBank genome assembly